AGCUUUUGAAUUGAGUGUUAUAGUUUAGUUUAAUUAGAAACUAACCUCUUUCUUGUGAAUAUGUGCAUCAAAAUAUUAGAAUCAAAUUUUUGGUCAAUUUUUAAUUGAGUUAUAUCUACAUUCUAUUAAUUAAUAAAUAAUUCUACAAAGUGCAUAAUUUAUAAUAUUCAAGUAAUUAAAAAUUAUGUUGUAUGGUUUCGGAUUUUUAUAGCCUGAAGUCAAACAAUCAUGGUACGAUCUUGUUCGUUAAAAAAUUGUUCUAAUUCAGUAAAACAAAAGUAUCGUUUUUUCGUACUACCUUCAGUUAAAAAAGUUGCAAAAAGAACAGCAUGGUUACGAAAAUGUGGUCAUCUUUUACCGGAAAAUCUACCAACGUCUGGAAAUUCGAUUUCUUUAUGUGAAGGUCAUUUUGAACCUGAUCAGUUCGUAGAAUAUGGACCAAAUAUACGAACUAUAUUGAAGCCAACAGCUGUUCCCACAAUUUUCACCAGAAAUCCGCCCCGAGUUUGUGAUGCUGUAGCAUUGAAAUACAUAAAAGUAUUAGAAAAAAAUGUUACUGAUCCAGUUGAUACAAUUCCAUAUGAUAUAAGUUCAACAAAUCCAGUAGAAGAUUCAAAUAUGAUGGAUAUAUCUGAGAAUGAUGAUAAUACUUUAUUUUCUAAUACACCACAAAAGAAUGAUACUGUUUUUCCUUUGAUUGUGGAUCCAAAUCUUUCUCAAGUUGAGAAAGAAUUGCUUACUCUCAGUGAUUCUAUUACGCCCGACGAAAAUGAAUCUACAGUUAAACUAUUGAGAAUAAAAAAAAAUUGUAUGUUAGUUUCAACACCAAUUGGAAAUAAAAUUGUUCCUGCUGGUGAACAACAAAUUAUCAAUCAACCAAGUCCGCCAGUUGAACAUCCUGUAUUAUCUAUAGAUUAUGAUAAUACUAUUACUACUGAUAUUAAUGUUGACCCACCAUUUUCUUUAGAUUCUAAUGAUGAAUCAACACUGGAAAUAUUGCCAACAAUACCAGAACCUCUAAAACAAGUGGUUAUAAAUUCAGAAUCCUCUGUCGAGAGUCAAUUACCUGAAGUUACAAUAAAUUCUAAUGAGUUAUCGUCUUCACCAAAUACCAAAGUAUUUCUAGUUGACAACAAUGCAAAAAAAGUAAAAUCAGAGUUUCCUAUUUCGGAGCAAGAAAAUUUAGAGCCACAUAAAGUAAAUGUACCAAAAAUUGUUUUGGUAAAAAAACCUCAUGAGCUAAACAAAAUUCAAGUUAUGACUAAAGUAUCGAAAAAGCCAGUUGCAUUGAAAUUAACUCCAGUAUUGUCCCCUAAAAAAUCUUCGAAUAUUUCAGUAAUUGAAGAAAAACAAGUUAACGAAACACAUAAAAAAAAUAUUACACAUGAAGCUAAUAUGCUAGAACAAAUCUUAACUGAUUCAUCAGAUUUAAAAUCAGAUUCCGAGCCUGUGGAUUUCUAUUCAUCAGCAGAAAGGAAUAUUGAGGAUCACGAAACCUCAGUGAACUCCAAUAAUAGUGAUCAAGAUAAUGUGACAGAUAAUCUCAAAAUGCUUAUCAAACAAACAGUAAAACCAAUUAAUGAUGAUGUAACUUCUGUUUUUUUCCCUUCAACGAAUAAUGAUCCGAAUUUUUUGAAGAAAAGAAUUCAUGAAUUAGAAAGUGAGCGUGAUUAUGCUAUAAGAAAGUAUCGUAGAUUGGCCAUGAAAAUGGAAAUUUUCUACAAAAAUAUGAGAUUAUUCUUAACUGACGAUCAAAUUCGUUCUUUAGAAACUGAUCCAAGUUUGGUAAAUACUGUUCAUUGGUCUCUAGAAACUCUUCAAAGAAGUGCAAAAAUUCGUAGUAUAAUAGGACCAAGAGGAUAUGAAUAUCUUCGAAAUAAAGAACAUUUCCCGCUACCAUCAUUUCGUACUUUGUACCGACAUAAAGAUAUUUCUAAAUUAAAUGAAUAUACAGAUGAAAUGAUUCGAGAUCAUAUGAAUAAUACUAUAGAUGAAGUAGCAUCAUCAGGAACUAAAAAUUUAAAUUCCUCAGAUGAUGAUAUUGAAAUUGAAAAAGAAAUAUUACCAGAGCAUAUAAAGUUAGAAGUAUUGGAAGAUGAACAAGAAGAAGAUAUUGUAGAAACUAUAAGAGAUAUAGAACAGUUGGAUAAUAUGACCGAAGAAACGAAUAAAUUUGGAGAGAUUUCUAAUAUUGAAGUAGUGAAAUACGUAACAAUAAACACAUCAAAAGACCAAAAAACUGUUACAUUAUGAGACUAUGUGAUUGUUUAUUUUAAUUCGUUUAUGCAUAAAUCAAUGUAAUAGAUUAAUUUUAAAUACUGUAUUAAACUAAGAGAUAAUAUAAUAAUAUAGGGAGUAUUAGAUACCAAUGCUAUAUUUACUAUUUUCAUCGAAGAUUCA
This is a messenger RNA of Chelonus insularis, 2400 nucleotides long. RefSeq lists its product as uncharacterized. The transcript is spliced from 3 exons. Lineage: Eukaryota; Metazoa; Arthropoda; Insecta; Hymenoptera; Braconidae. Bases 229 to 2253 code for a protein of 674 amino acids. The record is from RefSeq and is a predicted model, not a curated record. Gene Ontology annotation, molecular function: sequence-specific DNA binding.